Messenger RNA from Sarcophilus harrisii (Tasmanian devil), 1579 nucleotides. RefSeq names its product WD repeat-containing protein 5-like. NCBI's taxonomy places the organism in Eukaryota, Metazoa, Chordata, Mammalia, Dasyuromorphia, Dasyuridae. The transcript has a single exon. Gene Ontology annotation, cellular component: Set1C/COMPASS complex. Gene Ontology annotation, molecular function: histone binding. The record is from RefSeq and is a predicted model, not a curated record. Bases 178 to 1167 code for a protein of 329 amino acids.
GUCCAAUGAAAACAAUAGGUCUGAGGAGGUCAAGGCAAAGAGGAGGAUGAGUGGCCGUGACCAUCAUGGUCUCCUCCAGGGCUUGAUCAUGGUUCUAUUCCAGUGGCUGCUGACAAUCUUAUGAGCAGAACAGAAUUUAGCCAUAGUCCUAGGUGAGUAGAGGAGACUUUCAGAAUUAUGGCAACAGAAGAGAAGAAAGCAGGGACAGUCAAUACAACACUAACUGCCAAUGAGAAGAAACUGUCUGAUUUUGAAAAACCCAACUAUCAGCUACAAUUCACUCUAGAAGGGCACACUAAAGCAAUAUCUGCUGUCAAAUUUAGUCCCAAUGGAGAAUGGCUAGCAAGUUCUUCUGCUGACAGACAAAUUAAAAUUUGGGGAGCAUACGAUGGGAAAUAUCUGAAAAAACUAAUUGGUCACAAACUGGGAAUAUCAGACAUUGCUUGGUCAUCAGACUCCCAACUUAUUGUUUCUGCCUCAGAUGAUAAAACUCUUAAAAUAUGGCAUUGUUUUACAGGGAAAUGCAGAAAAACCUUGAAAGGACACAAUAAUUACGUCUUUUGCUGCAACUUUAGCCCCCAGUCCAAUUUCGUCUAUUCAGGCUCUUUUGAUCAAAGCGUGAGGAUAUGGGAUGUGAAAACUGGAAGAUGCCUCAAGUGUUUUACUGCUCAUGCAGACCCAGUUACAGCUGUUCAUUCCAAUUGGAAGGGAUCUUUGUUGGUGUCAAGUAGUUAUGAUGGUUUCUGCCGGAUCUGGGAUAUAGAAGCAUGUGAAUAUGUUAGAACAAUUAGUUGUGACAAGAAUCCUCCAGUUUCUUUUGUGAAAUUCACUCCAAAUGGAGAGUACAUUCUUAUUGCAACUCUGGACAAUACACUUAAAUUGUGGGACUUUGGGAAGGGGAAGUGCCUGAAGACAUAUACUGGCCAUAAGAAUGAAAAAUACUGUAUUUUUGCUAAUUUUUCUGAAACUAAUCCACAACAAAUUGUGUCAGGGUCAGAAGACAAUAUAGUUUACAUUUGGAAUAUUGAUACAGAAGAGAUUGUGCAGAAGUUGUAUGGUCACACAGAUACAGUGAUCUCCACAGCUUGUCACCCAAAAGAAAGCAUCAUUGCAUCAGCAGCCUUAGAAAAAGAUAAGACAAUAAAAUUGUGGAAGAAUUCUGAAUAAUCUUCCUCAUAUCAUCAGACUCUCUCAAGAACUACAUCCUGAGAAAUAGUAAAGAGGAAUAUUUGAGAGCUCUUGACCUACAGAAUAAUCUCCUUCCCCACCCUCCCUCCUGUCCCUGUUAUUUCCCCUCUUGAUAUAGAUAACCAGUGAGAGAAGACGGCAUCUUUAUGAUUUGACAAUUGGAUCCCUCUUUAGUUUUCUGCCUAGUCAAUGGGAAAUUUUGAUUUUCUCAUUAGAAGACCUCAAAAGACUUUGGUGAUAUUUCUUUCCAACUUUCCUGAUACAAUCAGAAGACAAUUUUACAUUUUUGUCAUCUAUAAAUUGGUUCCUUCCUUUAAACAGUCAUAAAUCAAGUUAAUUAGAAGAAUGAAUUUAUGCUUUUAACUGUGGAAGGAUAAAUUUUAUUUCAGUA